AUGUCUGGCCCUGCUGCUCUCAACGACGACCCCUUCUCGGAGCCCGCUUUCCUCGCUGGCCUCGAGGCCGCUGGCUACCUUCAGCGUCUCGACACCUCCGAGGCUCGCAUCACCGCGCGCUUCCAGCACGCUCUCACCAAGAUGCAGUUCGCUGCGCACUCCGAGGAAUUUUGCGGGCGAGCCGGCAUCAAGAAGGUUCACCGCUCGACGGUCCAGUUCUUCAACGAGGACCCUGUCGCCGACCCGUUCAUCCAUAUCCAAGUCGCGACCUUGCCCCGUCCUCGCCAGGCCCUUGUCACCCCGAAGGGUUGCGAGACGUCUGGAUGGACGCCGAUCGGUAGCGAGGACGAGGCGGAUGGUACCGUCCACUACACCGUCUCUCACCCUGGCUUCUGGCCCGUCACCGUCGUCUUCGACGUCAACCAGUCGCACCUCUUCGACGAGGACAAGUACGCCUCGAUCCGCGCCGCCGACGACUCGGAGGGCUCGGACGCUGAGGACUACCUCGGACGCUACACUAGCGGCCGCGGCUCGACCUCGCGCUCGGGCGGCAUGAGCCGCUCGUACUCGGGCUACGAGGGCGGCGCCGGACGCAGCAGCAGCCGUCGCCGUGACGCCGCUGGCUUCUACGCCGACGAGGACGCGGGUUACUCGUCCCGCGGCGGAGGCGCUCGUCGCUCGUCGUCGCGCGCUGGAUCGCGCAGGGGCAGCAUGUACGCCGACGGUGCCGGCGCUGGCGUCGAGUCGAGCGACUCGGAGGUCGAGGACCGCUACUCGCGUCGCGGCGGCGGAGGCAUGGGCUCGUCGAGGAGGGCGAGCAUGAGCGCUCGCGAGCUCGACUCGGCCAUGGCCGACAUGCAGCUCGCUCGCUCGGCGUCGCGCGCCUCGAGGGCUCGCUCGGAGAGGCGCGACUCCUACCGCAGCGGCGCGGGAUACUGA
Rhodotorula toruloides NP11 is the source of this 939-nucleotide messenger RNA. RefSeq lists its product as uncharacterized. The record is from RefSeq and is a predicted model, not a curated record. Bases 1 to 939 code for a protein of 312 amino acids. NCBI's taxonomy places the organism in Eukaryota, Fungi, Basidiomycota, Microbotryomycetes, Sporidiobolales, Sporidiobolaceae. The transcript has 4 exons.